AUGGAAGCCACGAUGGAAGAAGAGAUUUCUAGUAGUGAAGGUUCAAGCCCUGUCAGACGACAAGGUUUACGCCCUAGAGCAGAGAUUGUGUCGACAUCGUCAAGCCCAACAUCAAGCCCCACAAGAAGGGGAAGAGGAAGGGGUCGAGGAAGGGGUCGAGGAAGGGGUAGAGGAAGGGCCCGGGGUGCCAGAGGAAGGGGUAACGUGCAAAGAAGUAGACACAGAGGGGAUGUGGCAGCAGAUGCUGCCCUAGAACGUCAGAGGGUGUUUGAGGCACGCAUUGAAGAAAUGAGUGACCAGGAAAGAAAAGACCUUCUGCUAACAACAGGGAGAAAUCACCCCAGUUUAUUUCUGGAUGUUAUGGACAGGAUACCACAUGGUGGUUACCAUCCUCAACCUGGUGGGAAUUCCCCUGAAUGGUGUACCUGCAUGAAAUGCAGAGAAAUGCCAACACAAGUUGAACGACUAUGCUGUGGAAGGCCACCAAACAACUGUCGAUCUGACUUGCCGGAUUUCAACCUUCUUGUGCUUGAUGAACUCGUCCUGCAAAUAGCACAGAUGUAUAGACAGGAUGUCCUUGCCCUCCCUCAAGAUGAUGACUAUAACAAGGGGAAAAGGCAUGCUGGCUACAGACAGUUUAUACUGUGGCACCAUGGACGUUUAGGAGUGGGGGUCAGAAGGGUUAUUCCAAGUUGCUGUGUGUGGGCAAUUAGAGACAAAUUUCCUGACCAAUUUGGACAGUAUCAUGGUUUUGUACCGUCUCGUUUAGGCUAAAGUGGCAUUUACU
Saccostrea cuccullata (small rock oyster) is the source of this 787-nucleotide messenger RNA. RefSeq lists its product as uncharacterized. The record is from RefSeq and is a predicted model, not a curated record. Gene Ontology annotation, cellular component: membrane. The coding region runs from base 1 to 774 and encodes 257 amino acids. Gene Ontology annotation, biological process: monoatomic ion transport. Gene Ontology annotation, molecular function: ATP binding; monoatomic ion channel activity; purinergic nucleotide receptor activity. The transcript is spliced from 4 exons. Lineage: Eukaryota; Metazoa; Mollusca; Bivalvia; Ostreida; Ostreidae.